AUGUCUGGACGUGGAAAGGGAGGAAAAGCUAAGACCGGAGGAAAGGCCAAGUCUCGUUCAUCGAGAGCCGGACUCCAGUUCCCAGUCGGACGUCUUCAUCGUAUUCUCCGUAAAGGAAACUAUGCCCAACGUGUUGGAGCCGGAGCCCCGGUCUACUUGGCCGCUGUCCUCGAAUACCUUGCUGCUGAAGUGCUCGAGCUCGCUGGAAACGCUGCUCGUGACAACAAGAAGACUCGUAUCGCUCCACGCCAUCUCCAGCUCGCUGUUCGUAACGACGAGGAGUUGAACAAACUGUUGGCCGGAGUCACCAUCGCUCAAGGAGGAGUCCUUCCAAACAUCCAAGCUGUUCUCCUUCCAAAGAAGACUGCUGCUGACAAGGAAUAG
Molecule: messenger RNA, 384 nt
Organism: Caenorhabditis briggsae
Lineage: Eukaryota; Metazoa; Nematoda; Chromadorea; Rhabditida; Rhabditidae
Exons: 2
Coding region: 1-384 (127 amino acids)
Cellular component (GO): nucleosome
Molecular function (GO): protein heterodimerization activity; structural constituent of chromatin; DNA binding
Source: RefSeq, a predicted model, not a curated record